UUUGUACUGCCAUUACACGACCAGUCCUAAUUUCUAUUUUUCCUCCAAAUGGUUCAAACUUUGGAUGUGGAACUGCAGAUGUAGGCAAUGUGGAGAAAGAGAAACUCAUAAACAUCGCAACACCAACACGAGUUAGGUGUUCUUCUGCGCUAUUCAAAAGGGUCACAUUUCCAACAUAAGAAGUGCAUGAGCCCGAGAACUUCCCAGCAAGUUUGAGUUUGUUUAAAAAGUGUGCUUCAAACAAAAACUCUGAAGAAAAUGGGGUGGCUUUUUCCUAUUUUCUUUCUUUGUUUUCUGGGUCUUACUGUAACUGGUCAAGAAUCCAUUGAGUUCCUAAACCUAUGUGAGACGAGUGAUGACAUUUUACAAGCCUCAUCACAAGCUGAUGAGCUUCCCUUGGCUGUUUCAGUGAAUGCUGAAGACCUCAAUGAGGUCUCUUUCAGUAUUCUAUUGGCUGAAAGAUGGCUCAGAAACAACGUUCUUGCACACUACCCUGCCUCCAGUAUCACCACCAUAGUUGUGGGAACCACUGCUUUCUGCCAACAACACCAACACAACCACCUCUCUGAGGUUCUGUCUUCCCUGAAAAAUGUCUACCACUCACUCAAGAGGUGGGGUUUGGAGAAAGACAUAAAAGUUUCUGUUGCUUUUACUCUGGACUGCUUGUCUCUAAACAGAGUUUAUUCUAACAAUGAUUUGAAAAUGGUUAAACCCCUCUUAGAGUUUCUCCAAGAGGUAAACUCCACAUACUCUGUGAUCCCACAUAAUGGCUUCUCCCAUUUCUCUGAUAAAAGUUUGAGCUUGGUGUCUUCUCGCUUUGAUUCCUUGAAAAAGCUUGGAUUUUUCUGUCUCAGCAACAUAAAUGUCAUCGCCAUUGUUACAAAAGGGAGAAAAAACACAGCAAGAAAGCUUUCAGUUGUUGAUUUUAGCCCAAUAGGCUCUUUACCAGUAAGGCCAGCUCCAACACCAGAAAUAGCCAAGCCACCAAUGAUUCCUUCCAAUGUACCUUUGCCUCCUUUAGCACAAGUAGUUUCUUCACCCCCACCAAUACUUUCUCCCGCUUUUGCCCCUGAAGAGCCACCAUUCGGUGUUCCAGCUAGUUCACCUCAUGGUUUCACACUCCCUCCUUGUGAUCCGCUACACAAUGGCUCACCUUAUCCCCAGAUAUUCCCUGUCCAGAAGGUGUGGUGUGUGGCUAAGCCUAGUGUUCCUGAAGAUACCCUGCAACAGGCUAUGGACUAUGCUUGUGGAGAGGGUGGUGCUGAUUGCAUGGAGAUUACGCCGCAGGGAAACUGCUACUAUCCUGAUACUGUGGUUGCUCACGCUUCCUAUGCUUUCAACAGUUACUGGCAGAAGCACAAGAGAAAUGGCGGAACAUGCAACUUUGGAGGCACUGCCAUGUUGAUCAAUGCUGACCCAAGUUUCCUUUCGGUUUAUUGUUAGCUAAGCGAAAUCAAAGUGGUGCUGGUGACCUUCUUUUUCUUGCAGUUAGUGUUGAGGAUUUUAUGUUAAGGUGACAUUGCUUUUGAUUUCAUUGCAAUCUGUUUAUUUAUAAUGUAUGGACCUAGUCAGCUUCUCUAUUGGGAAUAGAACAAGGACUAACUUAGUUACUUUCCAGCAUAAUUGUCAUGUUGUUUGUUUUCCCAUGGUUUAUGGAUAUAUGUAGUAACUAAGUUGUAGUUCUGUUCUGAAUUACUUUUCUGAUCUAUGUCUAUUUUUCCUUCAAUUUUCUACUAGAAUUUUAUCAGAUGUACCAA
Messenger RNA from Vigna radiata var. radiata (mung bean), 1757 nucleotides. RefSeq names its product glucan endo-1,3-beta-glucosidase 13. NCBI's taxonomy places the organism in Eukaryota, Viridiplantae, Streptophyta, Magnoliopsida, Fabales, Fabaceae. Gene Ontology annotation, biological process: carbohydrate metabolic process. The coding region runs from base 259 to 1443 and encodes 394 amino acids. The record is from RefSeq and is a predicted model, not a curated record. The transcript is spliced from 3 exons. Gene Ontology annotation, molecular function: hydrolase activity, hydrolyzing O-glycosyl compounds.